AUGGAGAAAUCGAAGAGUUUUCGGAUCGAAGCUCUGCUGGGGGAUCAGAAAGCUCCUCUUCAGGUGUUACCCCCCGGUGUGUACGGAGGGGUGUGGGCAGGAGUCCCGCUGUUCCCCGGGGUCGGUACCGACUCUCCUCAGCUGCACUACCCCGCUCUCCCUCACCUCAGUCCCGGAUACGAGCAGUGGAUCAGAGCCGCCGGUCUGCUGCUGCCCAGCCGACUGCAGCCGUACAGCAGCGCUGCUCCCCAGUCGGUGUUGAUGGGAAAAUGUCGGAGGCCACGCACGGCGUUCACAAGUCAGCAGCUGCUCGAGCUCGAGAACCAGUUCAAACUCAACAAGUACCUCUCACGGCCCAAACGCUUUGAAGUAGCAACGUCGCUAAUGCUAACAGAGACGCAGGUGAAGAUCUGGUUCCAGAACCGCAGGAUGAAAUGGAAACGAAGCCACAAAGCGAAGGAAGUGUCAGAAUCAGAGCGACAGCUGAGCGCAAACAAAUCGACCGAUGACGAUCCAGCGAUGAAGCCUCAUGGGACGGGGCUUGGAAAAGAAGAACUGGACGACGAAGAGUGCGAGGAUGACGACGAGGUGGCUGGAUGUGAGUUCGACCUCGGCACAAGACGGUCAGGGUUUUUUCAAAACGACACGAAGAUACGAUACGCCGCAGGCGGUGAUGUCUGGCAAUUAGGAGUCGAGGACAGAACAGCGGGGACAGAGUUAUGAGCAGGUGACCAAUCAGAGGAGAUGAUAGGCUUCUUUACUCUGGAUUUCAACAUCUUGACUAACUCUGGCGAACUCCAAGAUACUGCAAA
This is a messenger RNA of Trichomycterus rosablanca, 812 nucleotides long. It is a transcript of the gene mnx2b, whose product is annotated as motor neuron and pancreas homeobox 2b. Lineage: Eukaryota; Metazoa; Chordata; Actinopteri; Siluriformes; Trichomycteridae. Gene Ontology annotation, biological process: neuron projection morphogenesis; central nervous system development; regulation of DNA-templated transcription. Gene Ontology annotation, cellular component: nucleus. Gene Ontology annotation, molecular function: DNA-binding transcription factor activity, RNA polymerase II-specific; sequence-specific double-stranded DNA binding. The transcript has 3 exons. The record is from RefSeq and is a predicted model, not a curated record. Bases 1 to 723 code for a protein of 240 amino acids.